UUUAUUAUUAAAGUGCAUGCUUCUUUACGAUUUACAUCAAUUCUGCCCUUUUUCUUUAAAAAAUGCCGCUUGCGCUUCCUCCUCUCAAAAUACAAAAACUCCAGUCAGGCAUUUCUACAUUUAUUUAUCUUGCCCUUUACUUGCCCUUUAUGGCUAUAUACAGUCAGAUUUUAUAAGAUACCCCCUAAUCUCUUUAAAAAUUGUCGCUUUUAAUGAGGUGUAUAUUAAAUAGAGGUUAAUGGUUAUACAGCUCUUUCACCCAACAGUCAGAAUCUAAAGAACCGUAUCUUAAAUAGAGGGGUAUCUAACAAGGCUGGGCUGAAUGACGUUUUGGCGCUAUUUUUGGCGUUUUGUCGUUUGGCGUUUCUUAAAAAUUUGAAAAUUUGAGUUGAAAAUUUGAAAAUUUGAGGUCCCCCCCCCUCCAUUUUUGGCGCACAGCCCUGCUAUCUGAUAUAAAUAAGUUAUUAUAUCGAAGGUGUAUAUUAAAUAGAGGUCCAACCCUUGGCCAUAUCUAUUUUCUUCAAAAAAAUUUUUCCCCAAUUUUCUCUUUCAACUGAUCGUCCUCUUUUGGUGACAGCCUCUACCUCCCUAUAUGCUUUACACUCUCUUUUCCUCUUUUUAAUUAAGCAACAUUUUCUUUUAUUUUUUUAUUUACAAAUCACUAGGCCUGCGCAACAUGCCCUUUUAACGUUUGUGAAUUUUUUUUAUUUCCAAAAUAUUUUAUUUUUCAUUUUUAAUAUUCU
Molecule: messenger RNA, 743 nt
Organism: Meloidogyne enterolobii
Lineage: Eukaryota; Metazoa; Nematoda; Chromadorea; Rhabditida; Meloidogynidae
Source: the annotation of a GenBank genome assembly